Aspergillus glaucus CBS 516.65 is the source of this 666-nucleotide messenger RNA. RefSeq lists its product as uncharacterized. The record is from RefSeq and is a predicted model, not a curated record. NCBI's taxonomy places the organism in Eukaryota, Fungi, Ascomycota, Eurotiomycetes, Eurotiales, Aspergillaceae. The coding region runs from base 1 to 597 and encodes 198 amino acids. The transcript has 2 exons.
AUGUCCGCCGUUCUCCUCUUUUGCACUGCCCAGGUGCCAGCGCAACUUAUCAACAAACUCAUGGAAGACUGCACCCUCCCGGAUCCCGACUUCGCAGUGAACUUCUUUAGCCUAGUCCGCAUCCCCGACCAACCCGACGUCGACGACUGGGCGACCGACCCCCCAGUCAACAAUUUCACAACCGGUUUCCUGGGCAAGAAAGACACUGAAUUGCGCCGGUUUCCCACAGAGCGCAUUCCACAGAUGGAACAUGGACAGACUGUUGACAAGAGCUGGAUUGCCGUUUUAGAUGAGCAGUCUAUGAGCACGGAGACGGCUGUUCUGCAUAACUCGUAUGCGAGGAAUCUUUGGGAUAAAGUUCGUCCGGGGGCGCACGUUCCUGCUGGUGGAGAGGUCUUUGGGGAUGGCCGGAUUUGGUGGAAAUGGCACGUUCCGUUUAAACACUCGUGGACGUUUUAUAAUAGCUUUGAAAGUGAUCCUACCGCUAUGACGUUGAACCUGUAUGCGAGGCCGGAGCUGCAUAAGGAUGAAGUGGUGGAUAUGGAUACCGUACAGAAGAUCAUGGAUGGUGAAAUGACAAUAGAGGACCUUAAUUAAGCCCGGGAUGUCAAGUAUUAAUAUCACUCUGUUCCUGUAUGCUAUACAAAGAUUUCCACCCUAGUCAAG